Molecule: messenger RNA, 1887 nt
Organism: Rubroshorea leprosula
Lineage: Eukaryota; Viridiplantae; Streptophyta; Magnoliopsida; Malvales; Dipterocarpaceae
Source: the annotation of a GenBank genome assembly
CGGCUCAACCCAAAAAGGCCGAGAGUGUUCUCUCUCUAAACCACAGCCGGCUCUAGGUUUCCCAGCCGGCUCAACCGCAGACGACCCGACUUGGACCCGCUUUACAGCCGACUUUCCUGCAGAUUCUUUAAAUAGUCGGCCUUCUCUCUCUUCGAACUAGAUCUGCCAUUUUCCUCUCCCAAAACUCGCCAUUCACUCUCCCAAACACCAAAAUCCCUCCAAAUCUCCAAAACCCAUCCCUUAAACACUCAAAUACCAUCAAAUCCUUGCCUACCCAACACAAAACCUCAAGCUUUUCACUUCAAUUUGUGUGGGAUCUGUUGUAUUUUUGGUGUGGCUGGUAUUUUUGUUGGGAUUUCUCUCUCAUGGCUUCAAGAAGGGCUGGAAGUAAAAGGAGACAAGUGGGUAGUUCUAGCACCGGUGGUCAAGCUCAAGAAGAAGAAGGUAACAUCUCCCAAUCAAAUCUCUUUUUGGAUACCCAAGCCUCUGCACAGUAUGAAAUUAUCAAGAAUAUGGCUGUUUUACCAUGCAAUUGUGUGAAAUUCAGUCAAUUUCCUCAAGGAGAUAUGCAUGUUGAACAAAUGUUUAGGGAACUUGGGUGGAAGAAUUAUGUAGAAAUUAAAGAGCAUGUGUACUAUGAAGUUGUUCAUCAGUUUUAUGCUAAUUUGAAACCAAGAGGGAAUAGAUGCAAAACUAUGGUUGCUGGGGUGUCAUUUCAGUUUUCUCCAAGGAAUAUUUGUGCUGUAUUAGAUAUACCUGAAGGAGGAGAUGAUGAGUUUCUAGAUGUGAAUCAUGCCUUAGUUAGAGCCACAAUUGCCCCCAAUUGCACUGAAAAUCAAAUUAAAGUGGGGUCUCUUACACCAGAGAAUAGAGCAUUGCAGUGGAUUAUAUCUCGCAUUAUUGCUCAGAGGAAGGGUUCUAAAUCUUAUGUUCUUGCCAGUGAUCUUCCUUGGUUUGAUUAUCUUCUUAACGGAAAAAGGGUGAACCUAGGAAGAUACAUUUUCCGGAGCAUAAUCAAGCCUUACUCACCAACUACAGGACUUCCUCAUGGUGCUCUAAUUACCAGAUUGGCGAAAAGGAACAACAUUGAUCUUACAUCCUUUGGGUUCGGAACGGUUCCCGGUGGGACUACACUUACCAAAGCUUCUUUUGAAAAAAUGGACUGUUUGUUUAGAAAUGGCACUUGGAUAAAGAAAGGGGAACAAGAAGGAGAUGAAGAAGAAGGUGAUACAGAUCAAGAAAUGGCAGAACAAGGGGCAGAAGAACAUGAAGAUGACAGCCCAAGACCAUUUCGAGUCUCCAUGCAAAGAACCAACCGUGAAACCAUGGAGUUAAUGAUAUCUGAGAUGCAGCAGCUGCACACCGACUUUUAUGGUUUCCGGAUAGAAGUGAGAGAGAGAAUGACUAACGUGGAAGGAAAGCUUGAUCGGCUUGUUAACCAUUUUUUUCCUCCACCCCCACCUGAUGCCAUCUAACUUGAUAUUUCUUUAGUUUGGCUAAUCUUUAGGAUGGACAUCUUAGGGUUAUGCAUUUUAUGUUUUAUUUGACUAUGGAUAUGUUUGAACCUUUUUAUGCAUUUUAUGUUUUAUGAAUGGAAAUGGCAUUACUUGUGUUAUCAUGCUUUGUGAAUAGUUGUUUAUGAUUUUGAUGAUAAUAUGCUCUUAUUGAGGGGGAGUUUAUUGGUUGAUGAUUGUAUUCAUGACUUUUGUUGUCUAUGGUGCUAUAUUGAUGAUGAUUGAUGAUUAUAUUCAUUACAUAUUCUUGAUGUUUUAAAGGUUGAUAGCAUGAAGUGAGGGGGAGCAUUUUGUGCUUAAAUUACUUUUCUUAAUGGUUAUCAUGCUUAAAUGCUUUAAAGAUUGAUGUGCAUGAAUUAAGGGGGAGUUUGUU